AUGUACAAGCUAGUCAGACACACGAUUAAGCUACCGGUAGCGUUAAACCGUGCUAGUGUUCACAGAGACCCAUCUACUGAUAUCAAACCGGUCGGUCCGAAAGUAGAUCUUGAUCCGGAUAUUGAAAAACGCAUUGAGGAUGAUAAACGGCGUCUCCAGUGGCGUACACCGUACUCGGAGCGUUCGGAUAGCUUCUACAGUGUGUUCAAGCUGUUUGCCUCAGAGAAUCGUAAUUCCGAGCUGGUGGAAAAGAUGCAGCAACCUAUCAAUCUUUCGCCGAGUUCUAUUCUAGAAUGGUGGCAAAAGAGGCGCAUAACCGUUGAAGCACAGAUGCAAAAGUUCCUUCCCGAACGGCAUGCCACACUGGGAGAUGAUAUAGCGACCGCUCAUUUCAUCGUACAUCGGGGUGGAUCCGUCAGGUUUCGUGGAAGCACCAAAUGGAUUCAACAAGACGAAGAUGACGAGUACGAUCUUCCCCGGCAUCAUGUGCCCGGUAUGGUGUUGGAGGAGGUACGCUGCGAUGGAAUGACCUUAUUUUACGAAGGCAUGGAAAACAUUCAGAAGCUGCUGCGCUUGAAGCACCUCUCGUUUGAGAAUGUAGCACUCUUUAACGAUUGGUAUCUUGAUCGGAUCUCUGGGAAUACGCUGCCUUCGCUGGAGAAGCUCAAUUUACGCGGAACAGCCAUCACUCAUCGUGGGCUCAAUUGCUUGUAUCGUUUGCCCAGCUUGAAGGUGCUACUCAUUGAUGAUCCUGAAAAGGACAUUUUAUGGAAGCUAACGGUAGCUAUGCUUGAGGAAUGGAAUCCAAACUUGCGAAUUGUCUCGAGUGAAUGA
This is a messenger RNA of Anopheles marshallii, 834 nucleotides long. Its product is annotated as distal membrane-arm assembly complex protein 2. Bases 1 to 834 code for a protein of 277 amino acids. The transcript is spliced from 2 exons. The record is from RefSeq and is a predicted model, not a curated record. NCBI's taxonomy places the organism in Eukaryota, Metazoa, Arthropoda, Insecta, Diptera, Culicidae.